AUGGUGGCCAAGCAGCGGAUCCGGAUGGCCAACGAGAAGUACAGCAAGAACAUCACGCAGUGCAGGAACGUCACCAAGACCUCGAGAAACGCGCCCGAGGAGAAGGCGUCGGUGGGGCCGUGGCUCUUGGCUCUCUUCAUCUUCGUGGUCUGCGGGUCGGCUAUUUUUCAGAUUAUUCAGAGUAUCAGGAUGGGCAUGUGAAGAAGCUGAUCUUUAAACAAGACUUUUCUCCUGUGAACUAUGAACUCUCAUUCCUGAUGUUUGAUAACUUGGAAUUUAAAUUUGCUGUCGUCUUGCUUAUGAAGAACUUUCCAUAUUGACCAUAUGUCAUUCCAGGUUCCUUCACAAGUCAUUCCAGGUUUUCUAGUCCAUGCCACAGUGCCUUGAAAAAGCGUCACAUGUAUAAAGCAAUAAAGAGUUAUUGUUAACUUACAAUCGUGGACCUACUUAUUCUGUGAAUCAAACUCAUGCUUUAUGUUAAUAUGAAAGCAUAGGCAGUGUAGAUACUUAGUAACUGCAUCAUAUGUAAACACUGAUCUUUGUUAAUCUUCUGUAUAGAUGGAAGUGGUUUUAUUUAAAAUGGAAAAGUUAAGCUUAUCGAUAGUGAUUGUAUGACUAGUUCAAAGCGCACUCAUGCAGCUUGGUUAACGGAUGUGUGCUGUGUUAUUGCUUAUCUGAAAAGAACAUCUUAUGUAUGUGUAGCUUAGUUUUACUCUAGCAUGUGGCAUCUCAACUUUCAAAUGGUUACUAGUGGAAGACCUUAUCCUAUGCUUCUUGGGACAUUGGUUAUUGAAGCAGUUUAGUGUAAAAGCAAUGCUUUUAAUUGACCAUAGAUUACACAAAGGAGCAAACUUUUCUGAUGCAUUUGAGACUGACGUUUCACAAUGUUUAGCUGUUGUAUAUUGUAUUUCACUGUUGAUGUUUCUUACAUCGUCAUUCCUUGGUUGGGGUGGUUGGAACCUUCAGGAACAAUUUGAACAAAGGUGGGGUGUGAGUGCAAAAUAUCACAUGGUGACUUGUGCCAUAAUACUAUAAUUCAUAGUAGUCCAGACAGCAUUAACAUGCAUGCAGCCUGGUGUACCACAGUUCAGCUGAACAAGUUAGCAGGUUAAAAACAUACUGCUAUAUCCACAUUUUUAUAUUGCUGUGACUCAAGCUUAUUUCUUUAGCCUGUACAGCAUGUGAAUUUCAUAGAAGUCAGCAGAACAGUGUAAAAGACUAAAUGAGUUGCGUUUUCACAGGGUAGCAGACAUAAAAUUGAUAUGUCUUUGCCACACUAAGAACAUCUCCUUGUUGCAAAGCAUAACAAGGUAAAGAUGAAGUCAGGUACUCUCUCAGAGAAUGCCUUUUUAAGCAGCUAACCGGACCACGGAAAUACACAAUUCAAAGGGCUGAGUGAAAGGUUAAAAAGGCAAGCAAUUCUGUGAUCCUGCAGGGUUAUGUUUGUCAUAGGCAAGUGACUGGGAGGCUAUAUUUCUUACCCUUUGCUGUCAGCGCAUUCUGUAAA
This is a messenger RNA of Gekko japonicus, 1507 nucleotides long. RefSeq names its product stress-associated endoplasmic reticulum protein 1 (gene SERP1). NCBI's taxonomy places the organism in Eukaryota, Metazoa, Chordata, Lepidosauria, Squamata, Gekkonidae. Bases 1 to 201 code for a protein of 66 amino acids. The transcript is spliced from 3 exons. Gene Ontology annotation, cellular component: endoplasmic reticulum. The record is from RefSeq and is a predicted model, not a curated record. Gene Ontology annotation, biological process: endoplasmic reticulum unfolded protein response.